This is a messenger RNA of Dendroctonus ponderosae (mountain pine beetle), 1654 nucleotides long. It is a transcript of the gene kri, whose product is annotated as uracil phosphoribosyltransferase homolog. The transcript has 5 exons. Bases 224 to 892 code for a protein of 222 amino acids. NCBI's taxonomy places the organism in Eukaryota, Metazoa, Arthropoda, Insecta, Coleoptera, Curculionidae. The record is from RefSeq and is a predicted model, not a curated record.
GUGCGGAUCAACAAGACGAUAUUGAGCUAAAUAAGUCCAAUAUUGAGUAGACGUGGGUGUUGAUAUAACGAAAAAUAAUGGCUUUUAUGACCCUUUCAACUGACUGGCAACUUUUUCUCAGUCACAUGAGAUGUUAACCUAAAAUUUUCGCAUUUUCAUGUUGCCAGUAGACCAGGUGCCGAAAGUAAAGAAGCAUUUUAACAGCAUUUGACCUGUUUUGAGGAUGGGAAGUGUUGGUAUUGAAUUGAGUCUGACCAAUGGAAUUGAGUAUUGCAAGGACUACCCCAGUUUGAAGCUCCUGCCCGCUAAUGACCAGAUUAAAGAGCUGCAGACCAUCUUAAGAGACAGAAAUACAACACGAAGCGAUUUCAAAUUCUACGCGGAUCGUCUGAUCCGCCUUGUGAUAGAGGAGAGUUUAAAUCAGCUGCCCUUCACCGAAUGCAACGUGAUAACACCCACUAGUGCAACUUAUAAUGGCCUGAAAUAUAAAUCUGGAAACUGCGGAGUUUCUAUUGUAAGGUCUGGAGAAUCCAUGGAACAAGGUCUAAGGGACUGUUGUAGGAGCAUUCGGAUAGGGAAAAUCCUCGUAGAGUCUGAUGCAGAUACGCACGAAGCCAGAGUGGUUUAUGCUCGGUUUCCAGACGAUAUUUCUCGAAGACAUGUUUUGCUGAUGUAUCCCAUCAUGUCGACAGGCAACACAGUAAGCAAGGCAGUGAACGUGCUGAAGGAGCAUGGAGUUAAGCAAGAAUGCAUAAUCCUAAGUAAUCUGUUCUGUACACCGCAAGCUGUCCAAACCAUUUUAGACUCGUAUCCUAAAAUGAAAAUCCUAACAUCCGAAGUGCAUCCAGUGGCUCCGAACCACUUUGGACAGAAAUAUUUCGGCACUGACUAACUUAUCAACCCUUUAAGACUGAUUUCGCGCUAAAACCGGGAAAAUUUUGUUGAUAAAUACAACAAGUCAGCGCGACUACUCCCAUGAUUACAAUGAUUAUUAUAGAAUAGUAGUCUUCUCCUGAGUCAAGAAUAGUCAAACACAUUUUUACUUUGCCGUAUCUAGUCUCGAAGACUUAUUAUGGUGUUCUAGAUCUAUUUAAUUCUUCAAGUGGAAUGAUUUUUAGAGCACCAAGUUCUUUCUUCUAUUUAAAUGGGGGUGAUAUUAGAACAUUUUCUCUACUACAUUGUUUUUGAUGUGGAUUUUUCGAAAUAAUUUGAGUGAUUUAGAAAAAUGUUAAUAGUUAAUUUAGCAAAAAUUUACUUUGAUUAAUUGCAUAAUUAUUUUUUAGUCUCGAAAAUAGAUCCAACUAAUUAUUGUUUAACCAAGUAUUGCAUCUGACUUGACCACUUGUUCAGCGAUAAAGCAGAUGGACAUAGUAAAUAUAAAAAAAUCAAAGUAAACAGGGUGUCACAUAACUCUUGUUUUCUAUCCGAAUACUAACAUAUUCUGGAACACCCUGUGUAUUAGUAAAUAUUGUAGAUUGUACUGGCUGCACAGUAAGGAAUUUUUACAUUAUCGGUUUAUUCGAACAGCACAAUGUAUCAGACAAAUAGGCCAAUGGAUAAUAUUUUAUUACUUUUAUAAAUACCAACCCAGUGUGUAAUGUGAUUUUUUCCUUAGCGAUUUUUUGAUCUGGUGAAAAUAAAAAAUACAAAUCGA